Molecule: messenger RNA, 1552 nt
Organism: Amphiprion ocellaris (clown anemonefish)
Lineage: Eukaryota; Metazoa; Chordata; Actinopteri; Pomacentridae
Gene: tm4sf4
Product: transmembrane 4 L six family member 4
Exons: 5
Coding region: 304-912 (202 amino acids)
Cellular component (GO): membrane
Source: RefSeq, a predicted model, not a curated record
AACCCUCCUCAGAAACAGGACAGGGGAUGCUGGCAGUAUAGCUUAAGAGGUUUACAGAGGUGUUGGGAGGGUGCAGCUGUAGAUAAAAUAGGUUUACACAAACAAGUAGAACGUUAUUCUUCACUGGCAUCUCAAAUUCUAUCACCUGACUUGCUUGAAGAAGACAAAGACCAGGCUUGAUUGAAGUUUAAGUUUUGUAAGAUCUUAAUAUCAGAAAAUUCGACCAAAAGGCUAGUUUAGGUGGAGAGUUUUCUAAUCUCAGCAGUUGUUUCUGUCAGUGGUGGUUAAAGCAUCAGUGUCAGAAUGUGCUCAGGAGGCUUUGCCAAAUGUCUGGGGAUCAGUCUGAUGCCUCUGUCCAUUAUUUGUGUUCUGUGCAACAUCCUGCUCUUCUUCCCCGGAGGAAAGUCUGUGGACAGCGACCACAUCACACAGCAGGUCUGGUACUUUGGAGGCAUUCUAGGAUCAGGAGUGCUGAUGAUCUUCCCAGCUCUGGUCUUCCUGGGUCUGAAGAACAAUGACUGCUGCGGUUGCUGUGGCAACGAAAGCUGCGGAAGGAGAUUUGCAAUGCUGAGUUCUAUACUGUUUGCAGCUGUCGGUGUUGUCGGUGCUGGAUACUCAGUUAUUGUUUCUGCUGUGGCCAUCAACCAAGGACCUCAGUGUGUGGUUAAUAUUACAGCAAAUCAGUGGGACUAUCCCUUCUUAAACGUAGACUAUCUGUCCAACAAAACUGCCUGGGAUGCUUGCAAAGAGCCGCCUAACGUGGUGUCCUGGCAUCUGUCUCUGUUCUCCGUGUUGCUGGUCAUGGGUUUGAUCCAGAUGGCGCUGUGUGCUGUUCAGGUGGUGAACGGCCUGCUGGGAGCUCUGUGUGGGGACUGCUGUGGCUGCUGUGGAGGGAGCGACGGCGCUGUCUGAGCACCUCCUGUGGCUGAACACGGCUGUUUUUCUGUAUUUAUUCUGUUUUUAGAGGUCAAGUUUUAGCCUGCAUUCUGUAGUAAUAAGUUUCAGGACAAGAGCUCAUUGUUCAUGGUGUACAACUUCUAUAAAAGCACUGUGGAAAUGACAGAGUUCUUUAAAGGUUUCCUAUUUACCCUCUAGCAAGCAAUGGUGGCUCCGUCUGCUUAAUAUUAAAUCUGAAUGAGCACCUGCUGCAACUAAUUUUCAACACUAAUGUGUGUAGUUAAUGAUUUUCCUACUGCAACAUUUAUUUGUAUCAUUCUUUGAUUCUGCAGAGGUUACAUUGCUUUAAAUAAUGACAUAAAGAUCCUAUUUUUGAUAUACAGUAUUCAUGGAAAACACGUGAUCAGCAGACGAUUGCUUUGAAUAUUUUAAAUACUGUGUUUUUUUUUCUAAUGGAGACAAACUCAAGGAAAUGAGCAGGUUAUUAAACAACUAAAUUUUAAAAAAAAAAAAAACUUUUUUAAAAAUGUCCUGUCUUUACAUCAGGAAUUUUGUGUUUGCUAGCUGCCCUCUGCUGGGCAAUAAGUAUAAAACCAAUGUGUAACCACUAUCUGUAUCUGCACCUGUGCUAUUAAAAUCUGGUAUCUUCUUCUUU